Nicrophorus vespilloides is the source of this 4005-nucleotide messenger RNA. RefSeq lists its product as uncharacterized. Lineage: Eukaryota; Metazoa; Arthropoda; Insecta; Coleoptera; Silphidae. Gene Ontology annotation, cellular component: postsynaptic membrane; synapse; cell surface. Gene Ontology annotation, biological process: synaptic vesicle endocytosis; neuron cell-cell adhesion; chemical synaptic transmission. Bases 32 to 3259 code for a protein of 1075 amino acids. The record is from RefSeq and is a predicted model, not a curated record. Gene Ontology annotation, molecular function: neurexin family protein binding; signaling receptor activity. The transcript is spliced from 6 exons.
AUCCAGGACGCAUUCGUCGAAGUAUCCCGUGAUGGUCUUCAUCCAUGGCGAGUCGUUCGAAUGGAAUUCAGGAAAUCCGUACGAUGGAAGCGUACUGGCAUCGUACGGGAAAGUUAUCGUCGUCACUUUGAAUUUUCGUUUGGGCAUAUUAGGAUUCCUGAAAGUGGGUCUAGAGGAAACGUCGAAGAGCAACUUCGGCCUCAUUGACCAAGUGGCCGCAUUGCUAUGGGUGCACGAUAACAUUGCAGCGUUUGGAGGAAAUCCAAAUUCCAUAACUUUGUUCGGCCACGGAACGGGCGCCGCAUGUAUAAGCCUCUUGAUGUUAUCACCGAUGGUCGCCCGCGAGGGAUACCCCCUCUUCAAUCGCGCCAUCCUCAUGGGCGGGACGUCGUUGUCCGAUUGGGCUCUGGCUGGAACAUCCAGACAAGUAACUUAUCAAGUUGCGGAAUCACUGAAUUGUCCAACCGAUGAUAAAAUGGCAGCGUGUUUGCGUAAGAAACGGAUCAACGAAAUCAUGAAUGUGGUUGCCACCACGAGGGAGUAUAUGACCAAGUUUGGGCCCAUCGUCGAUGGUCUGGUCAUUCCGAACGAGCCUAAUAAAAUAAUGAAGCACUACAACGACUUCUUUAGGAAGUUCGAGCUGAUGUACGGAUUAACCGAAGUGGAAAGUUUGAAUCUCCUCAAUCCUGUAGCCUUGACACAUGGAAUGCUGGAAAGGGAAAGAGAUCAGGAGCUGAGGAAAUACCUAUACACAAAGUGCGAAUACAAACCGGAACUGUAUUUAGCGCACACGCUGAAAGCAUACAUCGGGGAUGGAUUUGAAAAGAUCCAAGGAUUCACUGGUCACGAACCCGAUAGAGCCUCAAUGGCAAGAGAUACUCUUUUGGAUAUGCUAUCGGAUGCGAGAUCUGCAGCUCCCAUAGCCCUGAUGGCUAAAUACCAUUCCACCGUGAACCCUCAAAGCUAUUUCUACGUGUUUGGCCACACGACUGCAUCCAGAGACUUUAUUCGCAACAAGACGACCCACGGCGAAGAACUGCCCUACGUCUUCGGCGUGCCUCUGGACGGCCCCAAAUUUCAUUUCGUGGAUCAUUACAGCAACCAAGAGAGGCUGUUCUCUGAAGUUGUUAUGUCGUUCUGGACCAAUUUCGCCUAUACAGGUAAUCCAAAUAUUCUUAAGCAUGACUAUCUAACAGGAACUCCUUUAGACUGGAGACAGUACGAUAUCGAAUGGCCUGAGUAUGACCAAUCUAACGAGAAAUAUCUAUACUUAGCAAUACCACCACAAAUCAGAUACCAUUAUAGAAGCAACGAAAUUAAUUACUGGAAUGAUAAAUUUCCUAGUAUACUUACCAAUCAUACGAGCCUUGUAUUUUCAAGUAAACCAACCGUUAAAACUACCUAUUUUCCAGCUCCACCAAAACAGCCAUCCAGAAAUAUUCCACCAUGGUUUCCUUUCGGAAAAGGAACGUCAACGGACAAAAUCAAGAAAAUUGAUAAACCAAUUGAUGUUGCAUAUGGAACCAUAAAAUUAAAAGCAGAUGAUAGUUAUGUUGGUAGCAAUAUAAAAAAAGAGUUUGGAACUGUAAUAUCAAACGAACCACCCGCGAAAGGUGGAUUAACUAUGAACGUUUUAAUAGCAGGAUGUUUCUUUUUACUUCUAAAUGUAGUUAUAUUUAUCAUUAUAUUAUGUUAUAAAUGUACGCGCAUGAAAACUAGAGAAAAUCAUCAAAAACGAACGUAUGAAGAGAAUUACGAUCCUAAUGAAGGUUCCUCAAGAAAAAAUCCUAAUUCAGAAGAUGAUUUACAAAACAGUUGUGGACUUAUCAGAAUGAUUGGUGGAAAAUCACCUAAAGCUAACGAUUUAUAUGAUGCUAGUAAAAUGAAUGAAGAUAACUCUUCUAAAUAUAAAUUGAGUCGUCAAUUGUCUGCCAGUACAAUUGAUCCGCAUACUAAAGUGAGAGAUUGGAUUGCACAUGAAAUUGUGCAACGGUGCAGUCCUAAAUGUUUACGUAGACCGAAGCAGGAAGUUCCAUUGAAUAAUCAGCAUGCAAGAACUGAUUCGAAAACAACCGAAAGUAAUUCGACUUUAGGGAAAAGCCCGACAAGACCCGUCAGCCCGGUCGAAAUGGAACGGAAAAAUGUGACAAAGCAGAAGGCAAAAGCAAAAAAAGUGUCUGUAGCUAUAGAUGCGACACCGGGUGCUCGUAGUGCAAGUGUACUGAGGCAAGAACCUAUUGAGGUUACUAAAUAUUUAGAGAAAGAAGCAGCGCUGCGGAGAUCUGCAACUCUGGAUAACUUUCUAGAAAUGAAAGUUGCCCCAGAGUUACGUAGAAGUUUUACGAAUGUUGACAUGGAUUCUACUAUUGUUAAAAUAGAGCAUCACCAUGCAAAAUCCAAGUCUGAGCCGAUGCAAGACUUGAUCUACUCCACGCCCAUAAAGAAAAUGAAAACGUUCGAUCCGAAUUACGAUAUUAAUGUCACGAGUCGUGAGGAGGAAGAUUUAAUACCGCUAACUCCGGAAGAGUCCCUGAUGACAAUUAAACGACGUAAUUUUCCGAAAGUUUUACCCGACUAUCCGGAUGCAACUCUGGCCCAUAAAAGACGAUCAAUGCCGGCUCCAACUCAUUUAUUUUUACCAAUACCUGAAAAUGCAUGCCACUCGCAACCGAAUUCCCCGACUAAUAAAUCAAUCAAAUUUCCACCUGCGCCGCCACCCCGUAGCUCUUCUACUCUCGGAAGAAAACCCUGCAACACAUCGCCGAUCAAUUCUCGCUCACCUGCGAUAUUCGCGGAAGAGCCACCGGCCCCAAUGGAACCUGAAAUUACCUGCAAUAAUCUGUACGUGGGACCUCUAAUACCGGUGAGAAAAAUGGAACCAAUUUACGACACUCUAAAGAAGACGAGCGACGAUAGGAGAAUUGAAAAACUACCGAAAACUAUAAUUACCACCGACCCUAAUAAUCCAAUUAAGAAGUGCGAACCGAAGGUGAUAAUUAAGCCGACAAUUACGAGGAACAAUGAAAUCCGCAAAGGUAUUCCACGCGUAAUGGCUAAAGAUAAUAUCCAUGAAGCAAAAGUUACGGAGAAGGAACUGCAGGAAGGCGGUGAAGAGGAGAAACCGUUCAAAGCGAGAACUCCCUCACAAAUACCGAAAUUAAUUAAAAAUUCCAAUCCGAGUUUGAAUAAAGAAAGCAGCUCAGAGUCAUCAUCGCCGUCGGAUGAAUCGGAGACGGGCACUGUCAUUAAAAAAGUUUAAUUUAGACUGUUUCUACCGAAAUUGUACUGAUUAGUAUAGUGUUCAGUAUUUUAUGAUAUUCAGUAUUUAUAUGUGUGUUCACAUUAUUUAUCUCCUAUCUCAUUAUUAAUCAUAUGUCCUAAUAAAGUUAAGAGUGUGUUUUAUUACUAGCCGAGUAAGUUUUCUAUUGCGUAAUAUUAAUAAAUGUUUUAUUAAAACGUUUCUCUUUCAUUGAGAGUGCCAAUUGUGACGGUAGCUUGGAGUUUGUGUGUAAAUUGGAAACAUUUAAGCAAUAGUGUGAGGCUGAAGAGAGAGGUCGAGCGUGAUCGAGAGAGAGAGAGAGAAAGUAGAGUCCUUUAUUUUAUUUGCCGCUUCCGUUUCCUUUUUCAGAGUCCUAUAUCAGAAACCAAUAUGUAUGGAAAUGAUUCCAUCGUGGAGGGCUGCUACUGUAUUCAACCGGGCGAUGUUUCCCGUUCAGAUCUUACAUGUUUAAAAAGUCUUUUGUUCAAUCUAACGGCACUUGUUUUAAACACUGUUCCUGUGAUCUGAUUUGAAUUUCAAUUAUUUCUCCUUUUCAAAUACCUCUCACCUGAUAAAGCAUUCAAAAUAAAACGAAAACCAGGCGAGCAAAGAAAAGAAGAAAAAAAAAAACAACAGGGACGCUGAUUGCAAUUUACUUGAACAAAUGCAAAAAUAAUUGGAGAUUUCAGAAUGCAAUGUUGCGAAGGAAACGUUGGAAUAAAGCACUCAGGAUAAAUUUAAUUUAA